GUUUUUUCACUUUUAGAUCUUUAAAAUGAUAUCUCUUGAUAAGUUUAUUGAAACUGUGGAUACUUUGGAAGAAGAUUUUAUUGAACGACUUUCAAAACUUGUAUCUAUUCCAUCAGUAAGUUGCACUGCUUCAAAUCGGCUGGAUGUCUUUAAAGUAGCGGAUCUUAUUUAUCAGGAGAUGAUAAAGCUUGGCAUUGAUACAGAGAAACGAUUUCCGGGAACUCAGGUUAUAGAUGGGGAAGAAAUUGAUCUUCCUCCUGUUCUUUUUGGGAAAUAUGGAUGUGAUAAGAAUAAAAAAACUGUUCUUCUUUAUGGGGAUGUUUUUCAUAUUUUUUUUGAUAAAUCUUAUAUAUUAGGCAUUUUGAUGUUCAGCCUGCUUCAAUUAGCGAUGGUUGGAAAACAGAUCCAUGGAAACUUGUAUAUAGUAAAGAAACUGAUUGUAUGUAUGGGAGGGGUGCUACUGAUGAUAAGGGUCCCCUUAUCGGAUGGCUUAAUGCUGUCGAAGCUUUUCAAAAAGCAGGUAUUGAAAUACCUGUAAAUCUUGUUUUUUGUUUUGAAGGAAUGGAAGAAUCUGGAUCAGUUGGUUUAUAUGAAUUAAUUCAAGAAGAAGCCGAUAAAUAUUUUGCUGAUGUAGAUUGUAUUUGCAUUAGUGAUAAUUAUUGGCUUGGGACUAAAAAACCGUGUUUAUCUUAUGGGCUUAGGGGUAUAGUAUGUUAUAUUAUAACUGUAACUGGACCACCGGCUGAUCUUCACUCUGGAAUUUUUGGUGGUAUUACUUAUGAGCCUAUGACUGAUCUUAUUUAUUUGCUAUCAUCUCUUGUAAAGUCUGAUGGAACUAUACUUAUUCCUGGAAUCAUGGAUAAAGUAAAGCCUUUAACAUCUGAAGAGGAAGCUCUUUACGAAGGCAUAUCAAUUAGCACCGAAGAUAUUGAACAUUCAUUAGGAUCUAAAACAUUGGUUUAUGACAAUAUAAAAUGUACUUUAAUGCAUAGAUGGAGAUAUCCUUCUCUUUCUAUUCAUGGAAUUGAAGGGGCGUAUUCAUCAUCCGGUAUUAAAACGGUGAUUCCUUCUAAAGUCUUAGGAAAGGUUUCUAUUCGUUUGGUUCCCGACAUGGAUUAUGAUGAAGUUUCAGUUCUUGUUAAGAAACACCUUGAGUCAGUGUUUGCAACUUUGGGGUCGAAGAAUGUGCUUACUAUUGAAUCUAAUCAUGGCGCCAAAGCAUGGUUAUCUUCUGUAAAACAUUGGAAUUAUCAAGCUGCAUCAAAAGCUGUUGAAAAAAUAUAUGGUGUAACUCCUGAUUUUACACGAGAAGGAGGUAGUAUUCCUGUUGUAUUAACAAUGGAAUCUUGUUUGAAAAAAAAUGUUCUUUUAUUGCCAAUGGGAAGAGGAGAUGAUGGCCCUCAUUCCGUAAAUGAGAAAUUGAAUAGAUCUAAUUAUAUUCAGGGUAUAAAGCUUUUUGGUACAUAUUUAUGUGAACUUGCUGUGGUUUAAGUAAGUUUCUUUUUUGAUUUUUCUA
Molecule: messenger RNA, 1516 nt
Organism: Pneumocystis murina B123
Lineage: Eukaryota; Fungi; Ascomycota; Pneumocystomycetes; Pneumocystales; Pneumocystaceae
Exons: 9
Coding region: 442-1491 (349 amino acids)
Biological process (GO): proteolysis
Molecular function (GO): peptidase activity
Source: RefSeq, a predicted model, not a curated record